UUUUCUGAUAAUAUAUUGUUGUCGACAUCCAUAUAAAGCAGUUUCUUUUAGAAUCUGCACACAAAUAUAUUGCUUAAUGCUUAGUAGAGGAGUAUUUCUAAAGAGACCUUAAUUUCUUUUCAAUAAAUCUCGUGCACAAUUUUCUUACUCUAACAUCUUUUCUCUUUCUUGGCGAUGAAGAUCUCGUACGCAAUGAGGGCGAGGUCAGAAUUGGGGAGGCUUGGUGAGCUGGUCGAGCAGAGAAGGGAGGUCGUCUGUGACGGAGACGACGACAGGAUUCGGAGGCAUUAUCGACGAUGGUGUUGGCAUUGACUCUCUUGGAGUGGCCCGAUGAGAGAUGUGUGAAGAGAUGAGCCUGUCAGUAUGGUGACCAAAAUGCAUAGAAUUCAUGGUUGUGAUGAAACUCAAUUCGAAACAUACAAAUUGAUCGAAGGGAAUCGAACCCAUGACUGAGACUCAAUUAUGGUUAACCAUUGAGCUACUGUACUUAGUUGGUAUAUAGACGUGAGAAAUAAAAUAUAUAGUUAUUGUAAUUUUUAUUGUUAUUUUACACGUCUUUAUAUGUUUUAAUUAAUGACUCACCGGUUGAAGGAUUGGGUCCUUAAAACAGCACGUACGUUCCGUGUUUUGACUUGUAAUUGUAUCUUUCUCAAUUUUGCUUUGUAAACCAACUCACACACGCAGAUCCAUCGAUUCGUCAACGCGUAAUUUUUGGAAGGAAAAGCCCACCCCCACCCAGGUGAGGUGAGAUGAGAUGAGAUCCCUUAUUAUUGUAUGAUCUGAUCUGAAUAAAAUGAAUUGAAUGUUAAUUGUGUUGAGCAGUGAUGUGCAAUGCAGAGAUCACGUGAAGCUCUUCUACAUAGAAGAAGAGCUAAAACUGGGUCUGGCUAUAAACUCUCUCUCUCAUUGCUUUUUCUUUUGUGGCCUCUAAUCUUCCGCGCUCAUGGUUACCCCGCACCCACAGAGUCUAAUUGGAAGCAAAAUAAGCAAGGACAGUGUAAAACCUCUAAUUUUGCUAAUAAAUGUUUGCUCAAAGAAACUCAUGAUUACAUUCUCCCUGACCCUGAAGAUGCUGAGUCAGUCCCAAAUGAUAGUGAUACUCCCACUAGAGAGGAUGUGCAAAAAUCUGAUCACUUACCUUGGGCUGUGCCUCUUGGUCUUGAUGAAUUCAAGAGCAGGGCAAUUAGUUCUAAAAUUAACUCUGGCACUGCUGGUUCAUCUGGAAGUGUAAUGCAUAGAGUGGAGCCUGGUGGUGCAGAAUACAAUUAUGCUUCAGCCUCCAAGGGAGCAAAAGUAUUAGGUUCUAACAAAGAAGCCAAAGGCGCCUCUAAUAUCUUAAGCGGAGACAAAGAUAAGUAUCUUCGCAAUCCAUGUUCAGCCGAAGAGAAAUUCGUCAUCAUAGAGAUUUCUGAAGAAAUCUUGGUAGAUACAAUACAAGUAGCUAAUUUUGAGCACCAUUCUUCCAAUUUAAAAGCUUUUGAACUUCUUGGCAGUCUGAGCUUUCCAACAGAUGUUUGGGUUUUCUUUGGGAAUUUCACUGCCUCAAAUGUUAGGCAUGCUCAGAGGUUUGUUCUUCAGGAGCCAAAAUGGGUGAGAUACCUAAAAUUGAAUCUUCAAAGUCACUAUGGUUCUGAAUUUUAUUGCACACUAAGCGCAGUUGAAGUUUAUGGUGUGGAUGCUGUUGAGAGGAUGCUGGAGGAUUUGAUACAUACUCAAGAUAAUCUAUAUGCACCUGGAGAUGGUGAUGCUGAUAAAAGGACAGUAUCACCCCAUCCUAAUCCUCCUGAGAGUGAAGAUGUUCAUCAAAAUAAUUUUGGAGAUCCUGCUUCAGAUAUCUCCUCUGCAAAUCAUGAGAAAGUAAAUAGUAAUGUUCCUGAUCCAGUUGAAGAAACCCAUCAACAAGUUGGCAGGAUGCCCGGGGAUACUGUUCUCAAGAUUCUGAUGCAGAAAGUUCGCACUCUAGACUUAAAUUUGUUUGCUUUGGAGCGGUAUAUGGAGGACUUAAAUUCUAGAUAUGUCAAUAUUUUCAAAGAGUACAGCAAAGACAUGGGAGGAAAAGAUAUACUUAUACAGAAUAUCAAAGAUGGCAUUAGGAAUCUCGUUGACCGGCAGGAUGCUAUAACAAAAGGUGCAAGUGAUCUCAAAUCUUGGAAGUCCCAUAUUUCCAUGCAGUUGGAUCAUCUACUCAGGGACAAUGCUGUUUUGAGGUCCGAGGUUAAUGAAGUCCGCAGGAAGCAAACAUCUUUAGAAAACAAGGGUGUGCUAGUGUUCUUAGUGUGUUGUAUUUUUUCAUUGUUAGUUAUAUUACGGCUGUCUCUAGAUAUGGCUACGAGUGUCUAUAGAGUAGUACUGAGUGUUAAUAGAACAGAUUGCUCCAGGAAAUUUUGUGCCGUUAGCUCAUCCUGGUUUCUCCUAUUAUUGAAUUGUAUCAUUGUUAUUUUUAUAUUAACUUUGUGAUAGUCCAUUUUUUAAAUAUGUUGUUAACUUGUGUGA
Molecule: messenger RNA, 2493 nt
Organism: Glycine soja
Lineage: Eukaryota; Viridiplantae; Streptophyta; Magnoliopsida; Fabales; Fabaceae
Product: SUN domain-containing protein 3-like
Exons: 4
Coding region: 832-2457 (541 amino acids)
Biological process (GO): protein folding in endoplasmic reticulum
Cellular component (GO): membrane; cytoplasm
Source: RefSeq, a predicted model, not a curated record